AUGAACUGGAAGCAGUCUCUUCCAAGGUCUGACCCCUGUUACGUGCCCCUUCAGGGUCCAUUUCCGGAUGAGAUAAGGUAUCAUGUUGCUCAGCCUUUGUUCAUGCGGGUUCGUGAGCCUGCCAAUCAGAGUAAGCUUGUGCUUGUUGACGAGGCUGGUGGUGUCAAGAUGUGGAGCUUUGACCCUCAGUCGAGGUGUGCGUAUCUGGCUAACGUUGUUACAGAGGGUUUAACUUUUCGAUGUUUUCCGUUGCAGGGGAGACUUGUGCAGCUUGCUUCCGAUUCCGAGAAGCGAACAAGAGUGGAAGACAGUGACCCAGAAAGGAAGCUCCACAACUUUUUAGUGCUCUUCGUCAACUCCAUAUGUGGAGGAGCUUCACUUCUUGAGGAAACGGUUAUGGAGAGUCUCGGAGGUGUAGGGUUCAGUAACACAAGCAGUGCAACAAGGAAGAAGAGAAGCACCACGUUGCGCCGGCCUUGGAACGAACGACAGUUACACGAUGCUUCGUCUUUGCCAUCCACACCAAUCCCUGACAAUAUAGAAGAUAGGGAAGCGGUGGAGUCAGACGAAGGCUCAACGAAUGGUUCGUUCCAAGGGAGUAACCAAGUGAGGCAAAGUGGAGGCCACAGCACUGCAUCCACCGAAACGUUUCUUGUUCCUACCAAGAGGAAAGACUGCUUUGAUGAGAAUACUACUGUCAAGAAAGUUAAACUCAAAAUCGGUGGUUUGUCAAAAGUUGUCAAUGCAGUAUCAUCUGCUGCAUCUGAUGGUGCUUCUGAUAUGGGUUUGUGUUCUACAAAGUCUUCGCACGCAUCAUUGGAGACGUCAAGCAAAGCGGAUUCGUGUAAUGAUAGCAAAACAAAUACUUACCCUGUUCGUAAGAGCAACCGGAUUUCUAAGAGACGUGUUCUUGAUGAGGAUCUUGAUGAUGAUGAGGACGAAGAAAUCCAGUUUCUCAAAAGGGUUAAAAUGGCUAAAGCUGUUGCUGUGGAAGAAAUUGUUGAUGUUGAUGACGAAGAUGGAGAAAUGAGUAGGAAACAUAAAAAGCUUUCCAAGGUAAUGAAACAGAACGUAGAAUAUCCUCGCGGUGGUGUUGGAACAUCGGAGAAGUCAGGCAAGAAGUCAGGAAAAGCUUUUGAAGAUGCUGAUUUUGUCAAAGAUGAAGAAGAAGAUGAGGAAGAAGAAGAAGAAGGUCUGAGUGAGGCAGAGGUUGAGAUAGAUAAUAAGAGCGCAAGAACAAGAAGAAGAGCAGCUGAAGAAGGUCUGAGUGAUCUUAAAACAGAGAUGACUGUGACUACUCGUCGACGUUCUGGACAUGGAGGAAACCAAAUCGAGUUUCCUUGUGGCUUACCUCCUGCUCCACCUAGAAAGAGAAAAGAAAACGGAUUAGAGGUUGAUCAGCAACUAAAGAAAGCUGAGGCUGCUCAGAGACGUAAAAUGCAAGUGGAAAAAGCAGCUAGAGAGUCAGAGGCUGAGGCAAUCAGGAAGAUUCUUGGUCAAGACUCGAGCAGGAAAAAGAAAGAAGAUAAGAUCAAGAAACGCCAAGAAGAGAAGGCUAAGGAGAAGGUGGCUGACUCGAUUGCGCGUAGAUCAGACACAGUAAAGUGGGUGAUGGGUCCUUCAGGAACGGUUGUGACCUUCCCUGAAGAACUUGGAUUACCAACUAUAUUCAACUCUACACCUCAAAGCUAUCCUCCACCGAGGGAGAGAUGUGCAGGUCCAGAAUGUACAAACACAUACAAAUAUAGAGAUUCAGAAUCAAAUCUUCCAUUGUGCAGCCUCAGGUGUUACAAGGCGACCAAAGGCUAA
Messenger RNA from Microthlaspi erraticum, 1809 nucleotides. Lineage: Eukaryota; Viridiplantae; Streptophyta; Magnoliopsida; Brassicales; Brassicaceae. The record is from the annotation of a GenBank genome assembly.